Messenger RNA from Oldenlandia corymbosa var. corymbosa, 792 nucleotides. Lineage: Eukaryota; Viridiplantae; Streptophyta; Magnoliopsida; Gentianales; Rubiaceae. The record is from the annotation of a GenBank genome assembly.
AUGGGUGGAUGCCAAGGAGGUUACAUUAACAUAUGGACAGGUUUUGCGAUUUCGAGGAAUGUUCGGAUUAUUGAUCUCAAAAUUGAGGAACAUUGUCAAGCUCGCAUUCCUGUUUCCCUCUACACUUGUAGGACAUUAGAAUCUCUUGCAUCGAAUGGUCCUUUUUGGGUUAGUGCACCUUCUGUGGUUCGUCUUCCCAAACUAGAAGAAUUGUAUAUCAGUCUAGAAUUUUACAAUGCCAAUGAAGGAGAACCCCCGGAGGUAGAUGGAAAACUGGAGAUAGAUGCACCUGCCCUUGAUUUCCUAUGUUGCGAUGAUCAUGAGUGGAAGGAAUUCUCUUUGAAGAAGCUGUUGUUUGUGGAAGAAGUGAAGCUUGAUCUUAAUGCUAAUCUCAAUGUCAAUGGACACUAUAUUGAGCGAUGCAAUUCCAUUGCAAGGCUAAUUGAAGCUUUGAAUCAUGCGGUCCUUCUGAAGUUAAAAGGAACAAUCUUUGAGGGCCUCAGUAACGCCAGUACCCCGUUGUCGGUGUGGUUUCCUAGGUUAACUAAAUUGCAUACUGAAUAUGAGUGUUGUCAAUGGAGUGCUCUUGGUGCUAUGCGUGGCUAUUCAGUCACAUUGGAAGUCCUAAAAAUUAAAAAGUUUCAAUGUGGUAAGGAUGCUCACAUGAGUUGUUGGAAGGACCCUAACCAGGUUCCGAAAAGUUUGUCACAGAGUCUCACAAAAGUUUCAUUCAAGGAUUUUCAAGGCUUUGAAGAUGUGUUGGGAAUGAUAAGAUCCUCAAUUGCAAAGUGA